GUCCUAUCGCGAGCGCCAGGGUGCUCUGCGCCGGGCCGAGGGUGGGGCCAGCGCUAGUGGUUCCGGCUCGGGUCUUACAGCCCCUCGGCUCCUCGCUUUCCCCCUCCCCUCCCGCACCUCCUCUCCCGCCGGCUCCUGGGAAAGAGAGAAGCCACCACUGCGGGUGGGUAGAGAAGAGCUCGGCGACUCCGGGAGGGGACCGCUCCCGCCCUAUCUGAACCUCGGAGCAUUGCCGGACCAGGUACUCACUCCGGCUUCGACGGGGUCCGGGAGGCUGGAACCUGAAGGUUACAAAAUAUCCUCCUAUGCUUGAGAUCCACAGACUACAUGUCCUACAAGAACAAAUCAAUGAUUUUUCAUCUCCUGGAGAUACAUUAGAAACUUAACUAUGGUGCCAAAAGAUCUCCUUAAUUUUCUCUGACUACGGUUUAUUUGGAUGUAGUUUUGUAUCGAGAGAGAUAUACGGACUGAGGCUACUCGUGCAGAGACUCUGUCGUGUAGGAUCAUGGACCAUCCUAGUAGGGAGAAGGAUGAAAGACAACGGACAACUAAACCCAUGGCACAAAGGAGUACCCACUGUCCCCGACCGUCUGGCUCCUCAACAUCCUCUGGGGUUCUUAUGGUGGGACCCAACUUCAGGGUUGGCAAGAAGAUAGGGUGUGGGAACUUCGGAGAGCUCAGAUUAGGUAAAAAUCUCUACACCAAUGAGUAUGUAGCUAUCAAACUGGAACCAAUAAAAUCACGUGCUCCACAGCUUCAUUUAGAGUACAGGUUUUAUAAACAGCUCGGCAGUGCAGGUGAAGGUCUUCCACAGGUGUAUUACUUUGGACCAUGUGGGAAAUACAAUGCCAUGGUGCUGGAGCUCCUUGGCCCUAGCUUGGAGGAUUUGUUUGACCUCUGUGACCGAACUUUUACUUUGAAGACGGUGUUAAUGAUAGCCAUCCAGUUGCUUUCUCGAAUGGAAUAUGUGCACUCAAAAAAUCUCAUUUACCGAGAUGUGAAGCCAGAGAACUUCCUGAUUGGCCGACAAGGCAAUAAGAAAGAGCAUGUUAUACACAUUAUAGACUUUGGCCUGGCCAAGGAAUACAUUGACCCUGAAACCAAAAAACACAUACCUUAUAGGGAGCACAAAAGUUUAACUGGAACUGCAAGAUAUAUGUCUAUCAACACGCAUCUUGGCAAAGAGCAAAGCCGACGGGAUGAUUUGGAAGCCCUAGGCCAUAUGUUCAUGUAUUUCCUUCGAGGCAGCCUACCCUGGCAAGGACUCAAGGCUGAUACAUUAAAAGAGAGAUAUCAAAAAAUUGGUGACACCAAAAGGAAUACUCCCAUUGAAGCUCUCUGUGAGAACUUUCCAGAAGAGAUGGCAACCUACCUGCGAUAUGUCAGGCGAUUAGACUUCUUUGAAAAACCUGACUAUGAGUAUUUACGGACCCUCUUCACAGACCUCUUUGAAAGGAAAGGCUACACCUUUGACUACGCCUACGAUUGGGUCGGGAGGCCUAUUCCUACUCCAGUAGGGUCAGUUCACGUAGAUUCUGGUGCAUCUGCAAUUACUCGAGAAAGCCACACACACAGGGACCGGCCAUCACAACAGCAGCCUCUGCGAAAUCAGACUGCAUCGUCAGAGCGCCGAGGAGAGUGGGAAAUCCAGCCCAGCCGGCAGACCAAUACCUCGUACCUGACGUCUCACUUGGCUGCAGACCGCCAUGGGGGAUCAGUGCAGGUGGUUAGCUCAACCAAUGGAGAGCUGAAUGUCGAUGACCCCACGGGAGCCCACUCCAAUGCACCAAUCACAGCUCACGCCGAGGUGGAGGUAGUCGAGGAAGCUAAGUGCUGUUGUUUCUUCAAGAGGAAAAGGAAGAAGACUGCCCAGCGCCACAAGUGACCAGUGCCUCCCAGGAGUCCUCAGGCCCUCGAUUGCACCUGCAGCUCCUGCCAUUUUUCAUUGGAAGGGACUCCUCUGUGGGGGAGGGUGGAGAUCCAAACCAAAAAGAAGAAAACAGAGGCCCCCAGAAGGAGCCAGUGCGGGCAGCCAGGGCCCGGGGGGGUGUCAGUGGCCACCGCUGCCUGCCUAAAGCUCUGAGCAGGUCCCAGAGCGGCGGCCCGUCCACUGCUUGCCCCUGCGGCUGCCUGGUUGACUCUCCUUCCUAUUGUUUACAGUGAAGGUGUCAUUCACAAAAACUCAAGGACUACUAUGCUCUUCCCUCGUGUAGUUUACUCCUGGUUCUUGCCCCACCCUCAACCCUCUCCAGCAUAAAAGCUAGUGCAUUAAAGGCUAUGUCUGCUGAAGGAACUCCAGAGGGUGGGGGUGUGGCCAAGAAGGCAAGGGGAAGAUGGCAGGCCUGGGCAGGAGGAGAACCUUCUCCAACUACCAGGCGUGCCUGGCAGCAAGGCUCCCUCCUCUGUGCCUGUGCAGCCUCCAUCCCCAGCUGGCCACGGGGUGCAGGUUCCUCCCUCCCUCCCUUCUUCUGUGAAGUUACACUGUCGGACACAAGCUGUGAGAAAUCUGCAGUCUACUGUCCCCGCGUGUUGGCAUUCUUCGCUCUCUUGACAAGCGAACUCUGUUCUCCAGACGGUAGUAGGACAAUGCAAAUUGUUCUGAUCAAAGGAAAAAAAACUGACUUUAUUGCACUUUUAGUUGUUUUUUGUUUUGUUUUGUUUUUUAACAAAAAACACAGCAGAUGCAUAUUGUGUCUGGUUAUAUCGGGAGUUUUACUUUUUUCUGUUUUGAGGGGGAUGGGGCCAGCCAAGCCAUUCAGAGAGAACAUGGGUCCAGAGGACAUUCUCAGUGGAAAAAGUUGGGUCUGCAGCACCCAGAAGAGAAGAAGCCAAACUCUGUGUCAUUCUGAGUAAACACUCAGGUUGGCAAGGAAACAUACUUGAAUUUUCCUCAUCUUCUCAACUGCUGAAGAAUGUCCCUCCCAGAGCCUCUUGACCUCAUCAGCCUACAGUUUGGACUGCCUUGCUCUCCAGCACAUGGGAUAAGCCAGACUGUGACCAGGAGAAGAUGUUUGACAAAAAAAUUGGAAAUAAUCGGUUUCCUCCACUGCCAGGGACUUCCAACUAGAUAGCCAUGUGACUUCCUUAGUGACUUGGGGGACAAAAUUCGUGAUGAAAGAGCCACCACCAUAUUGCCACUAGUGGACAAGAAGAGGAGCAAAGUGAGCCUGCCUUCCAACUGCCAGAAGAACCUCAGGAUUUGGCAUAGGGCCAGUGAAUAAAAUCAGUGUGUACUGUCUGCCCCAGUAGCUGAGUGAUAGCAUUUGGUCUGGCCUGCCUUACCAGAAACCAAGCACCUGCAGAUCUUCUUCCAGUAGGUCCACAGCAGCAGGCUCCAGACUGAGCAUGUGGAGCUGUCGUGAACAGGAGAAUAAGAUUGAUUGGUGCUGGAAAAUUCCAGGGGAAAGGAUAUUGAAAUGAAAGGUCUGAAAUUAUUUUCUCAAUUGGAUGUAGACUCCUUCCAAAUAAGAUGGCCGCAUAUCGAGAGCAUGUUUCCCCAGUCCACUAUUUGCCUUCCCGUGUGGGAUGGUCACCUAACCUACUACCAUGAAGGGUCUUGAUUCUUCAUUCACUUCUUGGAAAGUCAUCAAUGUAUGGAGUUAAUCUUAUUGUGCUCAAUUUUCAUUUGAGCUCAGUGGCUUAUGCAAACAGUGACCUCAUUCCAGAUGUGAUAGAGGAGAAAGAAUCACUUACGUCAGGGAACAAGGCCUUGUGUCUGGGAGUAGAGAGAGCUAACUGUGGAGGACCAGUGGCUGGUGACUGAGUCUGGUGGUUUUGGGAACACAAAUCAUUUGCCUCUGGCUUGAGGUAGUGGGCCAUCUUUUGGACUGGAGGAUGUGGGGAUACUUUCCGGUAGUUGGCAUGUCUUGACAAGUCCCUUGAUGUAUCUCACAUGGAGCAGAAAUAGCAGUUGCAUGGAUCAGAGUUAUUGGACUUCAACUGUUCCAUUGGGCCUUGGCUAGGAAGUAUCACUUUAUUGGCUUCAGACCUGCUUAGCUCAUGUGUAGAUUGUAAUCUUUCAUUUCUUUAAAAGAAAAUUUCCUGUAUACAAGACAGAGUGGCUGGGAGACACACUGUCACAUCCCUUUUCCACAAGGAUUUUGAAUAUUGCUUCCUCGAUAUUACCUAGUGGUUAAGGCACCAUCAUAGAAACAUUUCUCAGAUGGCACUUGGGCAACUCAAACUUGCUUGUAUAGAAACUUUAACUUCCUUAUACCUUGUCUAGAAAAAGCCUUGUCUCUCAAAGGAGGGCAAGGGGAAAAUGGUGACAAAGCCUCUAGCAUCCUGGCACUCCAUACCCACUAAGUGCCUCCCCACCUCUGCUUCCACAAAAAAGCAAAGGCAGUGACCAGCUUGGCUCAGGGCAGGUCCCCCUGCAGCUGGGUUUGUGACUUUUUUUGGUCUUAAAUGUUUUUAAAGGCUAGCUCUUGAGGGGUUUAAACCUAAGCAGUUAUGGGGGGGGGGGUCCUUCCUAAUGCACUGUUCUUUCUUUCCCCCCCACAAAUCUCUUUACUAGGUAUUUGAUUUUCAUAACAAAGGGUCAUGGUGAUUCUUCCAAGGCCAUUAGCACUCCAAGGUGGUCCCAGACCCCUGAGAGAUUCUAUUGUGAUCUUCCUGAAAAUUAAAAAGUAAAUAAGAAAGACUACCUAAGGAAUAAUUUGGCCAUCAGUACCAUCCCCACCAGCACAUCAGGGCUCCCGGCCUCAAGCCGCUUGCUCUAGUUGCUUAGCGCUGUGCCUCAGCCAGGCCCCCGAGGCUGGGCACUCCCUCCACCCACCAGCCACCCUAGUCCACUCACUGCAGUUUUUUGAUCUUUCUCCAUUUCACAACAUGGUGCCUAGGGAUCUUUUUCUUUGGGAUUGAUGCAGUUGCUUCUGGGUUAGCAGUAAGUACUAACAGCAUCCGUUCAUUAAAAAAAACCCUUAAUAUAUGCCACCAGGAGUUCUCCUGAGCCCUGCGCCCCUCUGGCAUUGCAUCCUGAGCAGAUUGAGGCAUAAACGGUCCUUCUCGUAUACCAGAGGAUGAUGUGUGUCUGCGCAGUCAGGCCUUGUAAGGGUUGACCACUUGCCACACACACCCUGCCAUUUCCCAGGGAUCUCACUCUGGACUCCUCUGCAAGGGAGGGCCGUGUUCCAGCAGCUGCUGUGCUCUCGUGACCGCCUUCAUGAACAUUUCUGCUGCACUGGGUCUGUCUAGGAGUAAACAGGGUCUAAGAAGGUACAAGUAAGGGACUAGGCUGACCUCCAGUUAAAGCUUCAAUUCACUCUGGAUAGGCUGACCUCCAGUUAAAGCUCCAAUUCACUCUGGAACACGGGGGCAACAGGAGACGGCAAGAUCCUGGGGUUUUCAUAGUGGUGUUGAUUUGCCUGUUUAUGUCCAUGAACUGCGGGUACAAAGAAACGGCCCCUGCCGGCAGCCGGAAGAGGGUCCAUCACCUCGAUAUCCCAACUUAGUUCACUGGAAGUGUGCACUGAUGGUGCAUAUUCAGUGUUGAUUCUCAGUGUGAGUAACCAUCUUUAAGGUCAGAAAUAUGCAGUGAUGGUAACGUCUGUCGGAGUGGUUACUAAAGAUCAUAGCCUUAACUUUUUGUAUGCAAAAGAUAGAACUUAUUCCCCUGCUCAGUGAGCAAGCAUGGCCUGUGUUUCUCAAAAACAAGUUCUUCCAUGGCAGCCCAGAAAGCAUCGCAAAGGAACUUACUCUUCUGAUGCAUCUCUUCCGAUUUCACCUGCCUCCUGUGUGACCCAGUCACCUCUUCCAUUUUCAUAUUAAAACCAGUUCUGCAUCCCCAGUGAGUUGCCCUGACAAUGUCGUCUCCAGUGUCAGCCGCGUUGGGGCUGGAGUCCCUCGGAUUGGGAGCUUGCAGCACCACCCGGCCAACAUUGCCUUUGCCAGUCCACUGCCGCCAUCCCCACCAUUGCCCUAAGGUGCGCAGCUGAGUCCCAACAACUGUUAGCCAGCGUGAUGAGGCACCCCAUCCGGAUUGGCCAUCUGAGCGACAGGCACUUGUCUCUGAGGUUCUUGCUUUUGCCAACUCUAGGCCUCCGGGAAAGCCCUGUCUAGAGAUUGAUGGCCAGGGACUCCCAGUCUUCCCUAUGAUGGGUCAGCAGGAAUUGAAAUGAGAUUCCUAUGGUUUUGUUGUCUUGUUUGGGGGAGGGGGGAGGGGGAGAGGGAGGGGUGGCUUUGUUUCUGAAUAAGAAAAAGAGGAAACCACGGCCCUUGUGAGGGUUUGCAGAGUUUUGAGCAGUUUUUAGCCACAAAUAAAGAAUCUUGGAAGUCUUCGAUCAAUUAAGCAGUCUUAAAAACAUGUUUCUCAUAACUCCUUUUGCAGGUGACUGAGUGCAAAAGAAUAGGUUUCUCCAUUGUAUUCAAAAUAGUAAGUAGGUUCCCUGGAUACAGACAGUAGUAGUUGACACAUUUCCUCAAAAAGCAACCAGGACGUCCACUCCAGUAUUUGUAGAUCAGCUUACAAAGGAAAAAGUGAACGUGUACUCCGUAUGUUUUUAGUUUCGUUACCAAACUUGAUGUUCUAAAGAAACCUCAGUUCUGUGGACAGAAUUUCUUUUGUUACUUUCCUCCUCUUUCUCUUCACAAUCAUAUUUCCAGUGCCAUCACCACCUUCAGAGUCUCAGAGCAGAGGGUUAUCCAUGGUAAUAAGUGGGGGUGCCGUGCACUCAUCCCAAUAACACACACAAGAGGACAGCUGUCCCGACUGCCUCUUCCCUGCAAACCCCCUCUUUCAGGGCAGGUGAGACAUUUUCAGUAUUCUUCAUGAGCUCCAGACCAAAUCCCAGGCCAGCCCUUGCACCGAAAGCUUUUUUUUAAGAGGCUUGUCAAUCUGUUAGGAUCGUCUCAGGAGAGAUGCGCCAUUUCUUUGGGGGGAAAUAGAUUUACAGAUGGGUGUGUGUGGUUGCCUUGUAUGCCUGUGUGUGUGUGUGUGUGUGUGUGUGUGUGCGCGCGCGCGUGCACACACUCGGGCGCUCGGGCGUGUUCUCAUCUGUGCAUUUCACUUCCAUAAAGACACAGCCCAGGCUGCUGGGACCACGUGUUACUGAAUAUUCUCAGAAGUAAACAGGUAACAAGUGAGCUUCUCAAAUUAGUGUCACAGCAAGCUGGCUCUAGGAAUGAGCCCCAUUUAUCGAGCAGAAGAGUAAACAGAAAAGAUAGAGAUGAAACCAAAAAUAUAACCACCCCAAUGGAAAAUAAUGUUGAUUCAUCAGUUCCCAUUGGAUAUAUUACAUGCUCUAAUUUAUUAUUUUUUUGUUUCUUUAAUCUUUCCCCAUUGUACUUUUAAAAAGAUGUUGGGAUGUUGACUGCAAUUUUUUUAAGACUAGAUGAUGUAUAAAUCAGCUGUGGAAAUCAGUUUUAAUUGCUGUGUGGAUGUGUCUGAUUAUUGUUAAAUGCCUUUUUUUUUUUUUUUUACUUUUUAUUUUAGAUAUGUGAUGUUGUUUCAUAAACCCUGGCACUGGUCACAAAGCUCAGCUGUGAAAAAUGAAACUUGUAGUAUUUUUAAACAUGAAUGUCAAUUUCAAGUGUAUUUGAAAUGGUUCCUCCGGGAGAGAGAUUUGUACACCAUUAGGAGAAACUCCUCUGCAGAGGAAGUAGCCUUUUUUGGAAAAAAUGGAAAAUGGGUCUUGAUAUGUUAUCUCAGAGUAGCCCAUUUCCUAGGGCACCAUGGAAAACACAAAUGUGAUCUUUAAGUAUACCUCUUCCCCAAUUUGGGGAAGAAAGGACUCAGUUUGCACCCUUUUUGUAUGUAAAAUAAAAUGUCUUACCUUUCUUGACUAAUUUUCUUUGGUUAGUUGGUUGGU
Molecule: messenger RNA, 7808 nt
Organism: Zalophus californianus (California sea lion)
Lineage: Eukaryota; Metazoa; Chordata; Mammalia; Carnivora; Otariidae
Gene: CSNK1G1
Product: casein kinase 1 gamma 1
Exons: 13
Coding region: 506-1885 (459 amino acids)
Biological process (GO): peptidyl-serine phosphorylation; endocytosis; signal transduction
Cellular component (GO): plasma membrane; cytoplasm; nucleus
Molecular function (GO): protein serine/threonine kinase activity; ATP binding
Source: RefSeq, a predicted model, not a curated record